GUAGGUACUUAAACCUUAGGCGCAGUACUUAACCCACUAUCCGAAACAGUAAAAAAAAGCGCCGGAAAUAUAUCAAAGGUACCCUACAAUACGAUUGUGCUUUACAUGUACAUGGCGUCUCCUUGAAACUCUUUCUAAAAGAAGGAAGCGCCUGACCAUCCUAAUGCAAGCCGUCCCUGCUAGUCCGCCUUUUGAUCGUACAUAGGUACAUAUUUGACCCACCACCUUCUUUUUCGCACACCUUCACCUGUUCUUGAGUCUCGACUUCUUAUUACUGGACUUUUUUCCAUCAACACCAUCAAGUCUUUUGUCGUUUCUAAAUCCUGCGACAUCGCAAUUCAUUACCUUUCAUCGUCAGCCGCCGAGAAGCAAAGGAAGCAUCUCAGCACAUUGAACCAGACAACCUCAAUUUACAUUUCUAUCAAUCAAACUAGUCCAGAUGGCUAGCCACGGCUACUAUAAUCAGGACCCUAACCAGGGCUAUGGUGGUGGUUACCCUCAACAGCCUCCCCAGGCGUAUGGACCUCCUCAAGGACCCCCUCAGGGCCAGUACUAUGGUCCUCCCCAGGGCCAGCCUCAGAUGCAGUACCAGCAGCAACCCCCGCCACAGGAGAGGAAGCAGAGCGGCGGUGGUGGCUGUUUCAAGGGCUGUUUGGCGGCAUUGUGCUGUUGUUUCGUCUGCGAAGAGGGAUGCGAGUGCUGUGCCGACUGCUGCGAAUGCUGCUUCGAGAUGUGUUAAGAUGUUUACAUCCCACCCGAUACGAUAAUGAUGCCUUAAGAAAACGGGGAUGACAUAUCGGCGGUUAUUUGAUGAAGGCAGUUUUGUAAGAGGGUCGAAUAAUAUUACCUACCAAGGUAUGGAGGGUGCUACCUCGGCGGUAUCGACACUUACGAGGAACAACAAAAUUCGAUAGGAUGAAUUGGCUUUUGCAAUGGUAGUGUGAGCACCAUUAUGGCGUCUCUACUACCAAGACAUUGAUUUUUUUUUCACUUCAGGGGUAAAAUGGGCUUUCGACAUUAGUUCGUGAUGAUACUGAACAAUACUUGCUGGUUUUAUGUUGCAAAGACAUAGCAUAGGCUGCUUGCUCGUCUUUACCAAUACACAGUUUUCUUCUGUCACAAAUACGUUGUUCAUGCUGUGCAUAUGUUUAGUAUGGUAGAUUGCUUGUCGGUGCCUCGUAGCAGUUGGUCAAUCCGGUAG
Annulohypoxylon maeteangense is the source of this 1201-nucleotide messenger RNA. RefSeq lists its product as uncharacterized. The record is from RefSeq and is a predicted model, not a curated record. Lineage: Eukaryota; Fungi; Ascomycota; Sordariomycetes; Xylariales; Hypoxylaceae. The coding region runs from base 440 to 739 and encodes 99 amino acids. The transcript has 3 exons.